Pyrenophora tritici-repentis Pt-1C-BFP is the source of this 1329-nucleotide messenger RNA. RefSeq names its product Sec20 domain containing protein. Gene Ontology annotation, cellular component: endoplasmic reticulum; SNARE complex. Gene Ontology annotation, biological process: retrograde vesicle-mediated transport, Golgi to endoplasmic reticulum. Lineage: Eukaryota; Fungi; Ascomycota; Dothideomycetes; Pleosporales; Pleosporaceae. The record is from RefSeq and is a predicted model, not a curated record. Gene Ontology annotation, molecular function: SNAP receptor activity.
AUGGCGCCAAUUCCUUCCACCACGCAAGCACUCACCACCCGCCUAAACACUCUCUCGGAAUCCAACAAAGCCAUCGGCCAGCUUAUACAACGCCUGGCCAAGUUAGAUUUCCAGCCAGGUUCACAACCACUGGAUGCGACCGACGAGGGUGACGUAAGGUUGGAACUCAGCGCAGAGAUACACGAAAGCUUGAAAGGCCUAGAAGAGGAGCUGGAGUUUCUUAGACAAGAAGUUGAAGACGUCACGCUUCAGGGUACCCUCACUGGCCGGAGAAGGAACAGUACCAAAGACAACGAAAGGAGUCGACUUGCCGUACUGCUUGCGCGCUUGACUGAGGACUUGAGAUUAUCGCGAUCACAAUACCGUAAAGCCCAAUUAACGGCCAAACACAACGCCGACCGCGCAAAGCUCAAAGAACGCGAACUGCUCUUCUCGAACCUACAAUCCGGCUCUUCCACACCCUCGUCCACAUAUCGCCAAAGAAAACAACAACAAGGCAUCUCGGAAGGCGAAAUCGUCGCCCAAGCCUCGUCAGACGUCACAACUGCCCUGCGCCGAACGCAUCAGUUGAUGCAAGAAGAGUUAUCGCGCUCAAGAUUCGCACAAGAAACACUUGAACAAUCCUCGGCCGCGCUCGAAGAUCUUGGGGAGAAGUACUCAGAUCUUAAUACUUUAUUGGCAAACAGCAGGAGCCUUGUGACAACACUAGUCAAGAGCACAAAGACAGACACGUGGUAUCUUGAGACCACAUUCUACAUACUGAUAACAACAGUUGUUUGGCUCUUCUUCAGACGCUGGCUAUACGGACCAUUGACCUGGUUUCUCAUUUGGCCAGUCAAACUCGUCUUCCGUGUCCUUUUCGCAGUCCUACCAUUUGGUGCUGCGUCGUCGGCUGCAACCUCGAGCGUCGCAUUAUCUUCGUCCUCUAGAACUCUGAUAGUCCAGCCUAGCGCAGCAGGUGGUAUCCCUCGCCGUCAGCCCAACGCCGAACCACACUACAUCCCCGCCGGUCGUGGAGGAGGAGCGCGUAUACACGAACACGAUCCCAGCCCACCGAAUUCAUACUCGCAAAAAGUAGGCAAGAUGGCGGAACAGAACCAGCAGCAGCAGGCAGAGGAGGUGCCUGAUCACCCACAAUUCAGAAAGCAAAACAAACAGGAAGAAGAUGAAGGUCCUGUCACCUUGGGCGAUGGAACAGUGUUAAGGGAGAGUGACAAGCCACGCAACCCCAAGAAGAAGAUGUGGGAGGAGGAUGUGGAGAGUAAGAAGCAUGAAGAAGCGCAGAAGCAAGAGGCCGGCGGAGAGGAGAGGAAGCGGGAUGAGCUGUGA